AUGGCACCUCGACGCGUGCAGCGUGCUGGCUCCCAAGCCACCCGAAACACCGAGAAUUCUGUCAACCCCGUCUCAGAGAAUACCGCAUCUAUCCAAGCACAACCUGAUGCUUCGAUGAAUCCGGGCCCAGCUGAAGAAACAGUUGAGGAAACAGCUGUGUUGCAAGGCGAUAGCCCUCGAAAAGGGGCUACUGGGUCCACAACAACAAACGAUUCUUCAUCGGAUAAUGAAUUUGCCGAACUCCGGGACCAGAUACGCCAACAAAAGCAGGAACUCAAGAGAUUACGCAUGGAAAAUAAAAAGGAGGACAUUGCAAGAGCUUAUUGA
Molecule: messenger RNA, 327 nt
Organism: Aspergillus tanneri
Lineage: Eukaryota; Fungi; Ascomycota; Eurotiomycetes; Eurotiales; Aspergillaceae
Exons: 1
Coding region: 1-327 (108 amino acids)
Source: RefSeq, a predicted model, not a curated record